This is a messenger RNA of Diaporthe batatas, 4088 nucleotides long. RefSeq lists its product as uncharacterized. NCBI's taxonomy places the organism in Eukaryota, Fungi, Ascomycota, Sordariomycetes, Diaporthales, Diaporthaceae. Gene Ontology annotation, cellular component: Golgi apparatus. The transcript has a single exon. The record is from RefSeq and is a predicted model, not a curated record. Gene Ontology annotation, molecular function: alpha-1,2-mannosyltransferase activity. Gene Ontology annotation, biological process: mannan biosynthetic process. Bases 580 to 2331 code for a protein of 583 amino acids.
GCAGACAUCUAUGCUACUUUUCAUGUCUUUGGUAAAACUCAUGUCCACCAUCCUCGGCUUCAGGACUGCUAUUCUCAACCCACCAAGCAUGCCUGUCUGCGGCUGGUCAGCCCCUGAGUCCAGCUGCGCGCCAGGGAUCUUCGGGGUGUGUGUUAGUGCACGCCUACCGCCUACCGCCUACGGCUUACCUGCCAAGUGCCUAGUAGGAAUGUCCACUUUUCCCCCAUGGCGUCCUUUUGCUGCAGCGGCACGAUAAGGAGAAAUCAAUCACUACUACUAGCAACACUACUUGGUGCUACCAACGACCUCGACCUCGACCUCCACCGCCCAUCUCCAAGCUAAACCUGGCUAAGCAACCUCGUCGUUGCAAAGCUUUGCCUUGCUUCCUCCUCCCCCUCCCGCCAAUCCACCCAAACCCGGUCUGCAGGCCCUUCCUUUGUUUGCUGUCCGCUUUGCUUCUGGGCCUGCGACUGCACACUCGCUUUUGGCUUCGCUUUGGCUUCCGUGCCCGCUGGCCUCCCCAUCGCUACUUGCCCCACAACCAACAAUGCAGACGUAGCAGCAGUCACGCCCCCGAAGAUGCGGCUGACCAGGAGAUUGUUGGCCGUCGUUGCCUUCGUGGCCCUCAUUGUCGUCCUGAUCCGAUAUCGCCGGAACGUCCAGUUCACAAUCGAGGAAGCCAUCGAGGAAGUCUCGGCCGAGUGGAAGGCCGCAGAGGAACAGGCCAAGGCCAAGAACAGAGAGCUGCCCCAGGUCAUCUUGCCCUUCGACCAGCCCGCCGACGACAGCAAGGCGGCCGUCGCGCAGCCCGUCGAUGACAAGGCCCACGGCGUCGACAGCCCCGCUGCCGCCGACUCGAACCCUGACGCGAAAAAGGGGGACGCGAAGGCGGCCGUGCCCCCAAGCGAGGAAAGCAAGGGCGACAAUGAUAUACAGAAGCAGGCCGUUGGAGAUACAAAACAGAUCGAGGCCUUCUGGGAGAAGUGGAGUCGUUCUAUAUACGAAUCACGUCCAAAAGUGCCAAAGAUAGCCCUUGGCGGCAGGGCGCAGGCACACAAGCCAAAGGAGGGACAAGUCACCCGGGAGCCAUACCGAGAUCACCUUCGCAACUCCGAAGACGACAUCAACAUCUUGCGCCUGCUACACAAGAAGUUUGUCAGCGGACUGCAGAAGGAAUUUCUGAACAGCACCGUUGAGGGCGAGGGCCAGGACACGAAAUGGGAGGGCCUACCCAUAUUCAAGGGAAAGGGGGUAGUCAUGGUGGGCGGGGGAGAGUACUUUGGCCCGGCCAUCAUCAGCAUACAUAUGCUGCGUCGCACCGGCUGCAACCUCCCGGUCGAGGUCUUCGUCCCUGACCAAAGCGAGUACGAGGAGGUGGUCUGCAAGAACUACCUCAAGAAACUUGGCGCCAGGUGCGUGGUGCUCUCGGACAUACUCGACAAGAGCAAGAUCAAGGUCGGCCGGAAGGACGAUGCGGACCUGAAGAUCUCGCACUACCAGCUUAAGUCUCUGGCGUUGCUACUCUCCUCCUACUCGGACGUUCUUCUUCUCGACAGCGACAGCAUCCCGGUCCUCGAUCCUCUGCUCAACAUCUUCGAGACCGAGCCAUACAAGUCCAAGGGCAUGAUCAUAUGGCCUGACUUCUGGCGCGCCACCGAGAGCCCCAAAUAUUGGAACAUAGCUGGCCGCCAACAGUUCCCCUCGUUUCUGCCGGCCACGGCUAGCGAGGCGGGCCAGCUCGCUGUCAACAAGGCGACCCAUUUGGCGCCUCUGCUCCUGGCCACCUACUACAACAUAUUUGGCCCCGACUACUACUACCCGCUAUUGUCCCAGGGCGCGCUCGGCGAGGGCGACAAGGAGACCUUCCUCGCAGCCGCAGUCGCCCUCAACGCCACAUUUUACAGGAUCAAGACGCCAGCUGCAUCCCUCGGCCGACACGAUGGCGCCACGCAGAAGGGGACAGCCAUGGUGCAACAUCUCCCCUCGGACGAUCUCAAACACGAGUCUACGAGCCGCGAGUCUAUCCGGCCGAUGUUCCUGCACUCCAACACACCCAAGAUGAAUGCGGGCCAUUUGGUGGACGAAGGCGACUUGGUGUCGGUCGACGGGGAGACGAGACUACGAUUACUCGGCUCGAAAGACGAGCUGGUGAAAAGAUUUGGCUUUGAUGUGGAGCAGAGCAUCUGGGACAUUAUGGUGCAGACAGGCUGUGAGCUUCAGGACAUCAUAGAGGAAUGGAAGGGCAGGAAGAGGAUGUGCGAGAGGCUCGCGGAGCAUUAUAAAAAGGUCUUCGGGCCACCAUCUGGGGUCUCGGUUCCAAAGGGUACAUAGACACAGGCGUUUUUAUGUGGCCCAUGGCACGACGGACGGCGUUUUUUUUUUUUUUUCCUUUUGGGAGGACCCAACCCAUGGGGCGUUACUGGCGACUCCGGUGAGCGAGUCGGUGAACGCGAAUUUCUGAUACUUGACUCGAUCACGACACGGGUUGUACAGUAUUCAGCAUGAAAGUACAUACGAAAUGAACAAACGAGAUUCUGACCCGCAACUCCCAGAAAGAAGAAAACAAUUGGCGCAAUGUGCUCACUCAUCGUCAGCGCCGACGAGAACGAAGAAUCGCGCCAGCAAAGGGCCGCGAACUACUCUGCUUACAGUGGUAGUGUCGCACCAGGUCAUGCAGGAACGCCUCGCUCAGCCACAGUUUUCCUUACCGCCUCACCUCCCAGCUGGCGGAUGGGUUGCUGGUGGUGGUCAGAACUCAAAAUAAAAACAACGGAGGACGAAACUCUCUUUCAGCUGCUUACGAAGUACGGAGUACACCCGGCCAACACCGCGCGCCAUUUUUUUUUUAUUCCAUACGACCGAGUGUCCCGUCCACGUCCCCACCCGGCCACGGUGUCACUUGUACGCCAGGGCCAAUCACCUGUCGUGCUGGCCCGCGAAUCCUCCUGAAGGGACCAAAAAAAAAGAGAGAGAAGAGGAAGCGAUUCACGCGGGUGUCGUGUCGGCGCGUUCUAGAACCCCUUUGAGUCGAAGCGGCCAGAGCACGUCCCCUUUGUACUGAGUACCUUUCUUUCAUUUGUGUCCCCAUGCCCCCACCCACCCGUUCAGCCCGUGCCUCCAUCCCAAAACCCCCCUUGGAAGUGCAACACAAAGAAGACAAGAAAAAUGAAGGCUGCCCCGACACUCCGGGGCCCAAAAAGCUUGGCACAGCCCUGGGAGGAACCGAUCGACGGCCGGGAUCUCUGGGGUUACUGUGGUAUUCCACGCACCCACGACGAUGAAUUCAGUUAGCUGCUGUUACCUUGGGCAGCCAGGCAAUCAAAAUUAGGAUCCUGUCCGGGCUGGCCCCAUUGCUCAAAAUAACUCCCUUAUCGCGCCAUACUGUUCUAGCGCCGGCGAGUCACGAGCGACCUCAGGAGCACACGAAAAUGGGCCGAAGGAAGAAACGGUGCGUCCAGGACAUAUUGAGGGUCCAAAAAAUAACAUUAACAUGGCCGAAAUCGUAUCGCCCCGGCGUUUCCAACUCUAUUCGAGGAGAGGGUAUCCGGGACAUCUCUAAAUGAGGGACAAACAAGUGUGAGUACUCCGCAAUAGUAGUAGUUGUUGUUGUACUGUAGGAGUACGGAGUAAUAGUAGUAGUAGAACCGUGACCUCUUCAAGCAAAUUUGGACACCGUUCCCACCGCCGAUUUUCCACCUCUUACCAAAACGCCGUCCAUUAAGCAAAUACCAAGUCACUCCAACAAUCCUGGGGGGUAUGAUAGAGUAGAACCACCCGACCAGACCGGAACGCCCUGCUUGUUUUGAAGGUCAAUCGCAGACGAAUGCAACGUGCGCGAAACGCAAAACCCCCGUUUCCCCCUCCUCCCCGUGCCCGUGUGAGCGGAUGCAGGUUCUUCCCCAACUCCCAAGCAGCAAAGCAGUGUAAACCCACGCCCGCCUUCCCGCGCUAGUCAUGGUUCCCCAAGUCAAGCCCGGGGGGUGCUUCAUCAAAUAGAGUUCAAUGAGACACCUGCCGAUCGCGUACUGUGCAUCUGCACGCUGUCUUUUUUGAUCUGCCUGGCAUUGCCUUGCCUUGCCUUGCCUUGC